Molecule: messenger RNA, 2310 nt
Organism: Bubalus bubalis (water buffalo)
Lineage: Eukaryota; Metazoa; Chordata; Mammalia; Artiodactyla; Bovidae
Gene: VSIR
Product: V-set immunoregulatory receptor
Exons: 7
Coding region: 147-1082 (311 amino acids)
Biological process (GO): negative regulation of CD4-positive, alpha-beta T cell proliferation; regulation of immune response; positive regulation of regulatory T cell differentiation
Cellular component (GO): plasma membrane
Source: RefSeq, a predicted model, not a curated record
CGCUCACUUGCUCGACACUCACUCGCCCGGAGGUUUCCCCGCCGGCCGCGUCCCGUCCGCUCGCUGCGAACCAGGAGUACCCUCUGCGUGCCCCUGGGCUCCGCUCUGGCCCGGCUGCGCCAGACGCAGCUCUGCCCGACGGCGACAUGGGUUUUCCCCCAGUCCCGGAGGCUGGCAGCCGGCGCUGGAGGCCUGUGCUCCUCGCCUUCUUCCUGGCUGCCUCCCGAGACCUGGUGACAGCGUUCAAGAUUGCCACGCCCUACUCCCUGUACGUGUGUCCCGAGGGGCAGAACGUCACCCUCACCUGCAGGCUCUUGGGCCCCCUGGCCAAAGGGCACGACGUGACCUUCUACAAGACCUGGUACCGCAGCUCGCGGGGCGAGGUGCAGGCCUGCUCAGAGCGCCGGCCCAUCCGCAACCUCACGUUCCAGGACCUCCACCUGCACCACGGUAGCCACCAGGCCAACACCAGCCAGGAUCUGGCCCGGCGCUACGGGCUGGAGUCGGCCUCCGACCACCACGGCAACUUCACCAUCACCAUGCGCAACCUGACGCUGCUGGACGGCGGCCUCUACUGCUGCCUGGUGGUGGAGAUCAGGCACCACCACUCGGAGCAGCGGCUCUUUGGAGCCAUGGAGCUGCAGGUGCAGAGAGGCGAAGAAACACUAUCCAAGUGCAUCGCGUACCCACCCUCCUCCAACGAGAGUGAAAGCAUCACGGCUGCUGCUCUGGCUACGAGCGCCUGCAUCGUGGGUAUUCUCUGCCUCCCCCUCAUCCUGCUCCUGGUCUACAAGCAAAGGCAGGUGGCCUCCAACCGCCGUGCCCAGGAACUGGUGCGGAUGGACAGCAACAACAUUCAAGGAAUUGAAAACCCUGGCUUUGAGACCUCUCCACCUUCCCAUGGGAUGCUGGAGGCCAAGCCCAGGCAGGCCCUGUCCUACAUGGCCCAGCGGCAGCCUUCUGAGUCUGGGCGGCACCUGCUCUCUGAGCCCAACACUCCUCUGUCUCCGCCAGGCCCCGGGGAGGUCUUCUUCCCCUCCCUAGACCCUGUCCCUGACUCCCCAAAUUCUGAGGCCGUCUAAACCAGCUGGGGGCCUGUGGGAAGUUGUGGCUGGGCCUGGGGCAGGGGCAUUUGAGCCAGGGCUGGCCCUCUGACUGGUCCCUUUGGCCCUGGUUUGUUCCCUCCAAGCUGUAAAGUCAGACUCUUUGAAAUACCCCUGAUGGCCAGACCUUCCACCUCUCUGGAUGGCAGAAGGGAGAAGGUGUUGGACAGUCCAGUCCCUCUCUCAAGAACGGUGAGAGGCUGGGAUCCCACUCUAGGGACCUGAAAUUCACCAGCUACUGAUACCAGAUGACCUCCGUUCUCGAAGCCCCAGGACUGCCAGCUCCCGUGGCAGCCUCUCUCUCUGGGACAUAAGCCCUGGGACCUGAGACCCAUGCACCCUGGGCAGACCUCCCAGUGCCACCCUCCAGGCCUGAGACACAGGAUAAGAUGUGGAGAGACUUCCCACUGCGGUGGGCCUGGCUCCCCACUCCCGCCUGAGACUGCUCAUCCAUCAGACUCACUCUUUGUAAUCGUGAGGCUCUGGGGCUAGGCCUGCCUGACCUGGCUGCCUUCUAACCAGCAGACUCUCUGAGGGGCUUUGAUAACAAAUUUGGGGUUCCCACAGCCUGUACUCUGGGUCCCCAGAAUGCACUGGCCGGAAGCCCCAAAAUGGGAAGUACGCCCUGGGGCACGGUGACCACUGUGAGUCAACUGGCAUCUUGGGCAAUGGGAGCCAGGUCAGAGGUUGUACUGCCGCCCGCCAUAGGUGGGAGUGGAGGGAGAGUGGGCUGGCGGGGGGCAGGGGCCUGCUGGGAAGGUUCAGAGGAGAGGGCUCCUCCCUCCUCUCCCUGUGGUCAAGAGAGCUGGUGACCACAUAAUGUACUGCCCAAACUAUGACUACUUUUCAGUGUGAAGAGGGGGUGCUAUUAAAAACUACGUGGGUGACAGUGUAAAAACCCCAUGGACAGAUUCUAAGAGCUGGGUUGAAAUCCCUACUCUGCUUCCGAGGUGCCUGAGGCCCAGGGAGCCCUCCACCCCUACCCCCAGUCUUCGAGGACCUUCUGUUCCAGUCACUCUGCACUGAGCCAUCAGGGCAGCAGGACCCUGUUGGGUGGGAGGAGCGGGCGUGUCUACAGCAAGUCUGGGCCUGCUCUGCUCUAGACCCUCUGCUCCCAUCUCCUGCUUCAGGCAUGACCGGGUUUGUCUUUAUAUACAAACAGGAGGGGAAUCUUUUGUGGAAUUUCAUUAAAGAGCUUUAAAGCGCG